UAUUUCUAUGGGAGGCAGGAUAAGGAAGGUGCUAAACUGAAUUUUCAGAAUAUCUAAAUAAUGUCUUAUUGCUGGUAAAUGUUUGCAGUGUUGUAGGGGCGAACGCUUUUAUUGAGAUGUGUGUGCAUAAUUUAGGUCGCAAAACGAACGGAAUAAGUGUCGUACCUCAACGUUAGGACUAUUAGAUUACGCAGCUUUGAUUUUCCACAUAGUAGGUGGUUCUGUAACACUACUUUGUAGAAAAUCAUCGUAGACGGUCCCUUAGUUUGCCAGCCAGCACUCGCGAUAUUUAGCGCGUCACUGGUGGUUUGCUUCUUCACUCCGGAAGCAAGGACGUCAGGCAGGCAGUAGUAGCGUUUCUGCUUCAGGGAAAAAAAUGUACGGAGGAAUAAUAUUUCACCGUAAUCAGAGAACUUCAAGAAGCGAUAUCAUGAGGAUUUCUACAAGGAAAAGGUGUCACAGAAAUGCACACCUGCUGUAUCCUGAGGAGAGUCCUGGUUGGACUACUGACUUUAGCUGUUCUUCCUUCUGAAUCAGCUACAGUGACAGUGAAGUGUCAUGAUGCUGCUACUCUCCCCUGCAGUCAGAUGUGUUCUGGUCUGGUUUCAUGGACUUUGUUCCAUAAACCACAUGACCUCCUGGCUCGGUGUAACCAGACAUCCUGCCAGUCAGAGCAGGGAUUUCACAUGUCUCAUGAGCAGUACCUGAAGGGAGAUCUCUCGCUCACCAUCGCUGAUGCUGAUUUCACUAAGAGUGACUUUUACACCUGUGAUUGCGAUGGUCUAGACAUCUGUAAUCUCCAGCUACAGGUUGAGGGAACCAACACAAACACCACAACAACUUUGCCUCCAGUAAACGGUGUAAAUGAGAGCUGGGUGUACAGAGACUACAUCUGGCUCAUGGGGAUGUUUGGGAUUGUUGUGGUUGUCGUGGUGUUGCUAUGCUGCCUGAUAAAACACUGUUUAAAAAAAGUCAGGAGAGGAGCACAGUGCUUUAGCAGAAGCUGUUGUACGGUUGCGGGAACGUGUGAUCCUUCUGCCCAGGAACACGCCUUUCAGUGUGCAGCUGAAGACUCUGAAGACACCACCUUCACGACAGCGCUUUAAGGUUUUAUGCCACUUCAAGGACUUGAACACAUGGUUCAUUCUUCACUUAGUGACAUGUAAUGAUCUUUUGUUUCUUGGACCAUCGCGGAGCCUCGCUGGAAACCAAGCAAUCAGACCAGAGCUCAUUCAAUUAUAACUUUAUAAGUUCAUUUUUAAAAACUCAUUUUUAAAGCCAAAUGUUUAAUGUACAAUUACUGUUUGCUUCUUAAAAAUACUAAUAAAUCGUUUUAAU
This is a messenger RNA of Electrophorus electricus (electric eel), 1338 nucleotides long. Lineage: Eukaryota; Metazoa; Chordata; Actinopteri; Gymnotiformes; Gymnotidae. The record is from RefSeq and is a predicted model, not a curated record.